Messenger RNA from Pisolithus orientalis, 468 nucleotides. RefSeq lists its product as uncharacterized. The record is from RefSeq and is a predicted model, not a curated record. Bases 1 to 468 code for a protein of 155 amino acids. Lineage: Eukaryota; Fungi; Basidiomycota; Agaricomycetes; Boletales; Pisolithaceae. The transcript has 2 exons.
AUGUUCAUGCGGUUUCGAGGUGGCAGCAUCGGGCAUAAGGUAUCCAGGGAGUGGGAUUCCUUCUUACAAUUGGAUUGUCAAACCGCUGGUGAGGAGGUCAGUGGCACGUGCAAAGAAGCUGAUACAGUGCAAGGAGCCGAGGAGGACAACAAGAUGAGUGGAGAAGAGGAAGAUGAUGAUACAGACCUGGACGAGGAUGAGGGAAGCUCCAGCAAGCCUGACGAUGACAAAUUGGACGAUAAUGAUGGUGAAAUGGUGGCAGGCCUCGAUGAUAAUGAGAACUUUGGCAGUGGCCAUUGUGCUUCCGACAUGGGGCCUUACUACAACAGGGUAAUAAUGGCAGGCGAAAUCAGGGCAACAACCGUCAACAUGCUUCAAGAUGUCGUCUACCUUGAAAUCAAUGGCGCCCUUUCAUCCUGGAACAUGCAUUACUUCAAUGUCAACAUCACCACCCCUGGCAGGAAAUGA